AUGGAGAGGCGCAUAGGGUUGUAUAACAGAGCGCUCUUGGGGACCAAAGCUGACAGCCAGACAUUGGACAAGGAGUCCGGGCGGUGGGUGGUGUCGAUGACGCAGGACCUGGGGCCGAAGCACGGCAAGCGGAGCAUUACUGUCAAGGCGCAGUUCGUGCUCUUCGCUACUGAGGUUUUCCACAUGCCCAAGGUUUCGCGCCUGCCCGGCUUGGGCGAAUGUAUAGCGGCGGGCAAGGUCAAGGUUAUCCGCACGUUGGGUUGGGACUACAAGAAAAUGGUCGGGACUCAGGAAGUGCUGGCGGCGGCCAAAUGGGCCAAGCACUUUCAGCACAUCUUGAGCGAGAUGCUGUACGCUGAUACAGAUAUCGUGGACGACGCCUGGACGCAUACUCCCGCAACACCAGGCCUGAUUGGCAGUCGUGGCAAGGGCUUCAUAUAG
Messenger RNA from Pyricularia grisea, 441 nucleotides. RefSeq lists its product as uncharacterized. The transcript has 2 exons. NCBI's taxonomy places the organism in Eukaryota, Fungi, Ascomycota, Sordariomycetes, Magnaporthales, Pyriculariaceae. The coding region runs from base 1 to 441 and encodes 146 amino acids. The record is from RefSeq and is a predicted model, not a curated record.